Messenger RNA from Hyposmocoma kahamanoa, 884 nucleotides. RefSeq lists its product as uncharacterized. The record is from RefSeq and is a predicted model, not a curated record. The transcript has 3 exons. Lineage: Eukaryota; Metazoa; Arthropoda; Insecta; Lepidoptera; Cosmopterigidae. Bases 79 to 480 code for a protein of 133 amino acids.
AUUCUUCACAAAUUUCCUAACCCUGAUAAAUACCCAGAACGUUUUCGGACCUGGCUUUACAAUGUUGGCGGUGAUGUAAUGGCUCUAGAAAAUAGUGUUAUUUUCAAGCGUCGCUGUGUAUGUCACUUGCAUUUUGAAAGCCGCUUCCAUACUAGAAGUAAAUUCCUGAGUGCCAAUGCUAUACCUACACUCUGCUUGUCAGGGUCCCAAUUAAGAAGACCACUAAUGGAUGUGACGAAUCAACCUGGCCCCAGUAGUGAGAAUAUUGCAAUGCUGCGACCACAGUCAAAUGUCCCAAACACAUCACAGCUACAGAACAACACUUUGUGUAAUCGAAGAAAAGCAGUUAAAAAGACUAACGAACAUGAAAAGGAUUUGGCCAAAAAAAUUGUACAGUUAAAAAAACAAAAUGAAUCAUAUUCGAAGAGACUCAAAAAAGCUCAGAAACUUUCCACCAACAAUGCUUUCCAAAAUGCAUGAAACAAUUCAAGACCUUGGCUGCUAUUAUCACUCUGAUGCAGUUUCGACAAAUAGGGAAACCAAAGACAGGAAGAAGGUUCACAAAAGAAGAAAAGAUAAUACACUAAGUGUGUACAAGGCGGGACCAAAAGCGUACAGAUGGCUUAGCAAAAUAUUUGUCUUGCCAUCACCAGUGACUGUUUCCCGUAUGAUAUCACAAGCCAAUUUGAAACCAGGUCUAAAUGACAAUAUUUUUGAACAACUCAAAGUGCAAAUAAAGAAAAUGAAAGAAGAUGACAAGUGCUCAUUAAUCUUUUUUAUUGUUUUAUAUUUCAUUACAUUUGUUUUUGUCAUUUGAAAGUUGAAGUUGAUUGAGUAAAUGUAGGAAAAAACAAAUACAUGAUUUAGAUACAAAAAUUGUUUCA